AUGUUGUCCAUCAACUUUUCGACCCCCCUCGCCGGGGCUGCUCGUUCUGAAAGGAUCAAGCAGAUGACCAACAAUCACCCUGCCUUUGCAAAGGCCCGCGCCUCUCAGGAGAUUCUCGUCAAGAUCCAGACGUCUCUUCGUCGCAUGCCUGGCGUCUCCUCCAAGGAGUCCAACGAGAUCGUGUCGCAGCUCCAGGAAGUUGGACAGAUCGUCAGCACUGAGACGAGCCAGCUUGUCGAUGCGCUCAUGAACCUGACGCUCGACGCUGAGGACACGGACAAGGCCAUCGCGCGCAUGAGCAUCGAGGCCAACCUCGCAAAGGCUGAGGCCGAUGACCAGAACCACACCAUCAGCAACCUCCGCGUUGAGCUGGCCAACGAGAAGGGUAAGCGCCAGGAGGCUGAGGCCGAGGUUGCCAAGGUCAUGGAGGACUUGCAGAACCUCACUCGUGAGUUCAAGUCAUUCAAGGAAAAGGAGGGCGGCUCCGAGGACUCCAAGUCCAAGUCUCCCGACCGUGAUGGAAUGAUCAAGCAGCUUGAAGAUACCAUCAAGCAUCUCGAGGAUCAAGUCAACAGCCGACGAUCCCUCUGGGUCAUGAAGAACCCCAGCCCCGACUCUGUGGCCCGCGUCAUCGAGACCAUCGCCGACGCCUGUCCAAACAAGGACGUCGUCCACAAGUCCAUCAUGUCGCUGCGCCCCGAGGGUCGUGACGAGGCUGACUCGCGAGACACCAAGGAUCUCUCCCACGUCUUUGGCGACCUCUCGAUGCAGCCUCAUCGUCCUCCUACCGGCUUCCAGCCUGGCCGCCCUUCUUCUGUGGCUCCUCCUCGAUUUGGACCUCAUGGACUGCCUCCCCGUCCUACAUCUACCAUGCCCAACGAGCGUCGAUACGGCCAGUGGGCUCCCCCGACCCCAGCCCAGUCUCGCUUUGGGCCUUCUCCUAUGAACCCCAUGAACCCUAUGAACGGCCCCGGUCCUAUGCCUGGCCCUAUUCAGCCUCCCAACUUUAACCGGGCUCCCUCUCGACGAGGCUUCAGCAAUGGCACUUAUCGCCCCAAUGCUCCCGAGUUCUACCCUCAGUCGUACACUCACCCUGACAAGAGCUUCCCUCGUCACGAUGCUGGUCCCUAUGGCCAUGGCCAGCGCCGCGACUUCUUCCCUCCUACUCCCUCCAACACGCGCAACAAGUACAGCCGCUUCCGCGAUCCCAUCUCGCCCGACUUCACGGCUCCUCCUGGUGCGCUGACCACCCGGCCUCCUUUCCCUGGUCCUCUCAUCCACAUCACCGAGAUGACCAUCGCGGCCUGGAACGAUCAGAUGAUGGAGCUGUACACUGUUAUCCGUAACUUUGUCGAGAACAAUGCCAACCUACCCACUUACAUCAAGCCAACUGACCUCUCUCAGACCCGAGUCUGGCCUGUCCUUCUGGCCACCUACCACCCUCUGAUGGAGCAAGAGGCUGUCUCUUACCUCGAGUACCAUCUCAAGGAAGAGAGUUCCAAGUCGUGCCUCGUCACUCGUGUUGUCGUCGACUACAUUGUCAACCGCGUCUGGGUUCCCCGUGCUUGGGCUGGUGCCGACAAUGAUGCCACCUACGGCCUCCUCGAGGUUGAGAAGGAUCUCGAGCGAACUCAGGGCCAGCCAGCUGCUCAUCGUCAGCCUAUCCUCGACCGCCAGGCCAGCCUGAUCGACUCUGUCCUCAAGCUGGACCAGUACCCCCAGUUCAGCAAGGUCCGCUGCGACGAGAUUGCCGACAUGCUCAUCAGCAUGGUCCAGCCUCUCCUCAACCCCGGUGUCAACCCGGCUACCACCUACCGCGACCUCGAGGCUGUUGCCGCCUCCGCCUGGGCCCUGUCGAGCCGCAUCCUCAGCAGUCGCCUGACAUUUGACUUCCGGUUCCCCGAGGUUGGUAGCCGCUUCUCGUGCCAGUCCAUGGUGCCCAUCUGGCCCAACAUGGACCCCAUGGAGCUUCAGGCCAAGCACUGGCGUGUGGCCCUCGUUACCACGCCUGUCAUCACCUGCCGCAACGAUACUGGCGCCAACAUCUCGGCUCACUCGGUCUCACUGGCUGAUGUGGUCUGCAUGCAGUAA
Messenger RNA from Fusarium vanettenii 77-13-4, 2091 nucleotides. RefSeq lists its product as uncharacterized. The transcript is spliced from 4 exons. NCBI's taxonomy places the organism in Eukaryota, Fungi, Ascomycota, Sordariomycetes, Hypocreales, Nectriaceae. The record is from RefSeq and is a predicted model, not a curated record. The coding region runs from base 1 to 2091 and encodes 696 amino acids.